AUGGCGGAAUCCCAAUCGCAUGCGCCAGCUUCUCCUUGUGCCGGAGCUGCAGACGAUGCCGUAGCGGCGUCAGAGGACAUCUCAGUCAAUGCGUGUCUCUGUAAGCACCUCCUCCAAAAUUUUUCUCAGCUGCCACAGCCACAACUCGUGACGAGUGCGGCGUUCCUCGACGCACUCGCACGGUAUCCUCUACCAGUCGUCUCGGCUGCCACUGCGCACGAUAUUGCCGGGUCAGAGCAGCAACGGCAGGCGCACCAGCUGUCAGUCCGCUCUCCUUCGCAACCCCCUUCAGAAGUGCCAUCAGAGCCAGCAGCGGAUGUAUUUGCUUCGCCAAUAAGAAUUCAGACGUCGACUGCAUCGCUGCCUGAGGAAGGGUACGUGCGUUUCAGUGACCCAGCGCAGGAUGUUUCCAGUGAUCUGAUAGCUGCGAUACACCAAUUCUGGGCUCCCCUAUCAGCGUCAGAGAUCUCGUCGCCUCCUCUUCCCUCGCAGGCUGCGGCGACGGAGGAGGACCCGCACGCCUCUUUGCCGACAGCGGCGGACUUGGCGAGAAGAUCGCAGCCACCUCCCCCGCCACCGUGGGCGGCCUUCUCUCCCUUUCGCUUUUGUGCAGAUCCGUCGUUUCGUGCUGCGCUGCGAGGGCUUCCCGGGCGCUGCGGCGGCGCGGUCAGUGAUCAUCAGCUAAGGCAGCGCGCUGUGGUGCCGCGCUUGCAGCCGAGUCGUCACGCGACUGGCCCCUCCUCUCUUGCUCUUCCUGCCGGGGGUAUUACGUCCUCGUGGCGUUCGACUGGGAAAGGCCGGCAUGGCGAGCCGUGCACUCUCUCAGCUGUCACCGCUGUCGACGUUUCCGCACCGGAUGGCGGCAGCAUUUCCUUUGCUGGAACACUGGUUUCCCCGUGGACGGUGAUGGAUGCGUGGUGCCACGGCUUGGCGGCGGACGGAGGCCGAAAUCGAAAGCGCACUCGCACUGCGACGGCCACGUCAGCUUCGCCGACGAGUGCUGAGGCCAUGACUUCCACGCCUUGUCGUCGUGCCGGCAUCCAUAGCAGAGGCAAGGCGACAGCGGGCUCAAAGGACGGUCCACCGCCGACCGUCACCACGGCAGGCGCGCAGGACCCCCUCCGCACAAACCCAUCACCCGACUCAAUCGCGUCAUUGCUCUCAUGGGCCUCUCCAACAACGCCGUGCGAGACAGCGGAUGUGUUGCAGAGACGCGUUGCUGAGAACGAUAAUCUGCUUGACCUGCUGCUUGGGGCGGAGCAGAGCGCAUCGCGGCCGCCAGAGCUUGCUGGUCGGCUGGUGUGUCCACGGGCGCGGCUCACGGAAACUACAAGGGUUACCGGCGCUGAACCGAAUAUGGAGAGAGAGGAUGACGGAAUCGCCUUGGCGGAAAGCAACUGCGGUGCGAGGCCAUCCCUUACCGAGACGACCUCGACACUGGGGACGUUUGUUGUGCAUGUCGACGCUGACGAAUUUGCUUCAAUUUCUGCGCAAAGAGGUCAGAUGACCACAUCUUUGGCGACGACAAGGUCGCCCACUACGGCCCUGAUGCGUCUGGACCCAGUUAUGGGUAUAUGCGCUGAGACAGACUUCUCCUAUAGUGCUGGUGACGGCAGUAGUGGGGAACAUGUGCUCAUCUCUAGCGUGAAGGACCUCAGGAACACGUGUGCGCGACUCGGACUGCUGAGCACAGGCUCGAAGGCAACCCUGCAGCAGCGCCUCCAUCUUCACUACACAUCCGCGCCGCCGCCGCCGGGUGACUUUCGUGCCCCGCUGGCGGCGGCAGCAGCGAAGAUGUCUCCUUUACCCCAUGUGUCGCGUGGCUCUGGUGCAACCAGACAAGUGAACGGAGUUGGGACUUCUCGUUUUAUCAGUUCUCCUCCACGGACGGUCUUCCGCUACCGCAGUCCAUCGCAGUCGUCCGGUUCAGCCUUGCUCGCAUCUGCUGCCGCGGUGGCAGCCGGUCAGACGCGGACAUGCACUUCUGAGGCAGUGACUGCGCCGGCGACGCGGACGGCUACGGCCGCUGCAGGGGAGCCCGCUGCGGCAUCUGCCUCUCCUACAGGUAUGGCUGCGGGUCAGCGUGGUCAUUUCGUUCCAUCCCCUACGCAGUUCCUUCACGAUUUCGCCUCUCGAAAGCCACAGACGCCACCCACAGCGCCUGGCACUCUCUACGCCGCAAACUCACCCGCCUCCGUGGCAGCUGAGCGAGCGCAGCAGGCUGAACUCACGGGCGAGAUGGGCCGCGUACGCUGGCAGUGGUUGGUGGACUUCCGAGAGCGUGCUAGCGCGCAUCGUGGCGGCAGGCGCCAGCAUGAGGGCAUGCUGGACGUCUUCCGCAAGCAGCAUGUGCCGUGUACAUCGAUGAUGCUGCCGGCCGGCGACUUCAUGUUGUCCGUGGAGCUGUCGCCCGAGGAGGCCGCUUCGAUGCAUGUGUGUGGCGUUGCAGCGAGUACGGAUGCGGGUGCCGGAGUGCUGAGCGACUCUGCCACUACAGAGGGAGCUGCGCCGGUUCUCAGCCACGUGUGUUCCCUCGUUGUGGAGCGCAAGACGUCCGCAGACCUGGAUGCGAGCGUGAAGGGCACACGAUACGCGGAGCAACGGCGAUUGCUUGCAGCAUCGCCGUUUCGCUUGGUCGUGUGGCUGAUCGAGGGAGCAGACGUUGCGGGCGGGGGCGGCAGCAGUUUCUCUCGUGGCGGUCAGCGCUACUGUCAAGGCGGUGGCGGUACCGGAAGUGGCGCCCAGAAAGACUGUCGCAGCUCAUCACCCGCCCUGUCAUCGCCGGCAGAGAGUGCGCGUCAACGCGUCGACUCGGCGUGUGCUUCAUUGGGCCUCCACGGGAAGGGCUGGAUGGUGGUACGCACCCGUAGUACGACAGAGUCUGUGCAGUUUCUGAAGCUGCUUGCGACUCAAGUGGCGCGGCAGCUGGCCGGUUAUCGUUUUCGUCGCCGGUGCGCUGGCGAGGGCGAUGGCGCUAUGCUGAGUGGUACUGAUGUCUGUGUUGCAGCCAGGGGCGCGGCGCAGCACCCAUCCGCUCAGUGCGUUGCACGCAUUGGCGGAGGAGACGCCUGUUUUGGUAACCUCGGCUGCCGCAACGCAGGUGGUGAUUCAUCAAAGGCGUGCAUGUCAGCCGCCGUAUCACUGUUAGAGUUGACUCCCACCAACACGUGUCUGCAGUCUGUGAGCGCUCUGCAGCGGCGCCUGCGCGCCAAGACGGCAUUUCUGCGCAUGCUUAUGUGCGUCCGCGGCUGCUCGGCCGCGCUCGCGUCGCUGCUCGCUUCCAAGUACGGCACAAUGCUGCGGUUUUGGCGAGAGCUUCGACGGCGCGGCCAGGAGGCGUGUGACGCCGACCCCGACAUUCAGCGCCUCACCACGGCUCAGAAGAAGGUGUACGUGCUGCUCACCGAGUUCUUGCUCGCCAAGGACUACUACUGA
Molecule: messenger RNA, 3435 nt
Organism: Leishmania braziliensis MHOM/BR/75/M2904
Lineage: Eukaryota; Euglenozoa; Kinetoplastea; Trypanosomatida; Trypanosomatidae
Exons: 1
Coding region: 1-3435 (1144 amino acids)
Biological process (GO): resolution of meiotic recombination intermediates; DNA catabolic process; double-strand break repair via break-induced replication
Cellular component (GO): Holliday junction resolvase complex; nucleus
Molecular function (GO): 3'-flap endonuclease activity; crossover junction DNA endonuclease activity; DNA binding
Source: RefSeq, a predicted model, not a curated record